This is a messenger RNA of Owenia fusiformis, 2580 nucleotides long. The record is from the annotation of a GenBank genome assembly. Lineage: Eukaryota; Metazoa; Annelida; Polychaeta; Sabellida; Oweniidae.
UUUCAUUUUGACAAACUUGAGUCCCAGCUUAGAUUUCGCAGAACAGAGAAAUGAAGAAAUGACAAUUCAACAAAGUGUUUCUGACAGAAGGUUAUCUGACAAACUAAACAUUUUGGACAAAAUGGGAUGUAAUGAUAUGAAGGAGUCACAGAGUUUUAUGAUAUCUGCUUCUGGAUAUUAAGGGACUAUUAGGAUUAUGUCGGAUUAGGCAAAUAGUGAUAAGGAUGUUCCAACGAACCUCAUCGGGUAAGAUUAGAAAACCCUAAAAAAUGAUUUUCAACAAUAGGAACAGAUGGUAUUUUACCCUAUCGAUAAAUUAUGCUGAAUGAUAAUAUUUGAGCUACCUGCUCAUGUUACAGAGUGUUGAACUUUGCCUCCUAAUCAAUUAAACAACUUUAGUUAACAUCUAAGGUCAGAUCUUAAUAUAUUUAACUUACCUCUACAUACCUUAAGAUCUGCCUAUAAAUUACCUGAUUAUAAGUUAAUUGUGGGCAUUAAACAACAAAUUGGAACAUUGAAUAUGAAUGAGCAAGAUUGAUUUAACUUGUAAUCGGGGUUAUUGUGAUUGAAUAGUGACAAGCUUUAUGUACAUACAGUUGGAAUUUGGACAUUAUUUGAUGAAAUACCAGAAUCACCAAGAACUAAUCCCUGAUAGACACAAUGAACUUUGUAGAUUGAAAAUUUAUUGAACUGCAAUUCAUAUGUGCACAGGUAAUAAUGGUAGACAGAUAGCAGAUGUAAUUAACAAUAGAAGAGUAGGAGGAUCAUAAAUUUAAAUGUGAGACAAUCGUUAGAUUGCGAAAUAGUUUGUGGUGUACAUGAGCUUGGAGGAGUAUCUGGAGUAUUAGAGGUCAAGUACUGUGAGAACAAAUGUACAUCUAUUGUGAUUGAUGUGAACAGGUGACUGGUCAAAUCUGAAUGAGGCUUUAACACUGUGACAUUUACUGACAUUUAGAUCUCUGAAUCUGAAUGAAUGGACAUAUAUAGCUGUAGACAUUAGUACAGAGUAUGUUAUAGACACAUUUAACAAUGUCAAAGACAGUUGUUAAACAAGCAAGGUAAUGAAUGGCUCACAGUAGGAGGUGUUAUUGCAAUUUCAUCACUUAACAGCGAGAAACAUGAAAAACAGCAUGUUCUUGUACUGAAUGACUAUGCUACAGUUACGUAACAUUAAUAUAAAUUGUCUUAAAUAAGUUAUCUGCCUAAUGAAGUGCUGUCUGGAACAUACAUAGGGCUGCAAUAUUGACCAGUACUGAGUACACCUGACAUUAUUUGUAAAAGGACUUACACUGAUGGAUUGAACCUGUCACAUGGAAAUUCAUUUAUGAAAACAGUUUAUCCAUAUGUUAAGGCAAGGAAUCAUAUAUCUGGGAAUAACGUCACAUAGAGACUGAAAAAUCUGAACACUGUUCGAAUUUGUGAGAUAUAAUUGAAUUACGGACACAUUGAUUAAACAUGGAGGAGCCAGCUAAGAAGCCACCUAAUAUCCGAACUGUUUUGGGAAUCGUAGACAGGAUAAUGCAGAGUAUGGGCGAUGUAGAAGUCUAUACAUAUGAGUUUACCCGUUGGUGUAUUGAACAAGUUUAUGUGCGAGUGUUCGGUUAUCAUGUAAACCUAGAAAUGUUAGCUCCAUUUGGAACUGAUGAAGGACCUAAACGACAAGUUGACCCACCGAGAGUAGGCCUUAGUACAAUCCUAGAUGCUGAUACUAUUAAUUCUAGUGUCAUUCUGAAGAACUAUGCUGAUUAUGAAGAGGGUAAACCUAUCCAAGCAUCCCUUCGUGUUCCCUUAAGUAAACUAAAUAGGCAGAAUCGUCCCAAACCACCACCUGUACCCCCAAAGCCAAGAAAAUCUCAAGACAGGUACGUCCAGCAGACUGUUCAUCUUCCAGUCAUAGAGGAAGUCCCUUUAGAAUCUAAUGAGAUUCAACCCAAAUCCCUCAUGUUAUCCCAAACUGUACAAGAUAUACAUUGCCAUUCCAUUCAUGAAGCCCCUCAUGUAUUCCAACAAAGAUCCCACAAUGUUCAAGAACGGCCCUUUGAACUUGCCUUGAAUGUCCAUCUUCCUUCCAGCUCAAUACAACAGAGAGUUGAAAGUAAGAAUACAAUGCUAGUUAAUGAAUCAAUGAGGAUCCAACCUGCGAGUUCUAUCACUGAUGGAGAAAGUGAAUAUCAGAGCAAUGGAACUCAACCAUCCAUUACUGAUAUGAAUGACUUGAGUUAUGACAGCAUUGAUGAUGUAAGACCAAGGGUUCUAUCAACUAUUGAAGAAUCCACAGAUUCUGAAGAUGAAGAGGAUCAAAAUUCAAAUGUAGAGGUUGAAUUAAAUGCAUUUGAGAGUUGUGUGAUAGAAAAUGGUCUUGUGACAUAUGAACACCUUCAUGAUCAAUCCUCAAUGGACAAUUCACUCGCCUUAGAUAUAAAUCUAACUGAACAAUCAGAGGAGGCAUUGAUAAGUGUACCAGGGUUAAAACAAGAUAUUGCUGAGGAUUUCAAGUCACUGGAUUCUGGUAUAAGUAGUAUGGAUAUGUUAGAUGCUAACAACGUUGACCCAUUAUAUGUUCUUGAGCAAUAUUCUGGG